Messenger RNA from Xenopus laevis (African clawed frog), 1881 nucleotides. RefSeq lists its product as uncharacterized. NCBI's taxonomy places the organism in Eukaryota, Metazoa, Chordata, Amphibia, Anura, Pipidae. The transcript is spliced from 16 exons. Bases 331 to 1395 code for a protein of 354 amino acids. The record is from RefSeq and is a predicted model, not a curated record.
GCCUAAAUGUGAGUUGUCUGCCCCGUCUGACAUCCAUUAGGCUGAGAUGUCAUGUGAGUGCUUAAAUAAUUAAUACUUUGUGUCCUGUAUACAUUUUUAUCCUUUUCUAGGCCAGGUUCCAAGACUUUCAAAAGUCAAUUUAUUCACAUUAAAUGAGCCUCUGGAUGGAGAUGUUCCCUUCUGAAAAAUUGACAGAUCCAAAAAGAAAUCCCAGGCUGGAAUGUCUGGUGGAAUAAAUAUAAAUCCCCCAUUUUGGCUUCCUCCCUAUCUGUUCCUGCAUAUCCCACUCAGGCUAAUUCUGUAUGACUGGCUGCUGAGAAGGAGCAGAGUAUGGGAGAAAGAACAAUUGCUCCAGCUUCCGUUUUCAUUAUUACGGAAUUUCCUUCUAUACAAAGGUGCAAUGAGAUCAACACAGAGGAGAAAACCAUGAUCUUUGUGACUAAGUGCCCUUGUGACGAGUGUGUCCCCUUGAUUAAAGGGGCAGGAAUCCAGCAGAUAUAUGCCUGGGAUAUGGAUAUUGGCAAAAAGAAAGCGGAUAUAUCGUACAUGAAGUUUGGGGAGCUUACAGGAGUUAGCAAAUACACCGUGAUGUCAUUGUCAUGUCAUAAUGGAGUCAAGGUGCACAGCUGCAGCCCAGGUGAUGUCAUAAUGUACAGCUGCAGCCCAGGUGAUGUCAUAAUGGACAGAGUUAAAGUGUACAGCUGCAGCUCAGAUUGGCUCAUUCUUGAUCAGACAACUGAGACAAAAUUUCAAAAACUUUCAAAAAAAUUUGAAAUGUGGAAGAGAUUUAAAGCUUGUUUCUCUUGCUUUUGCAAGAAACAAACUAACAAAUCUACCAAGUCUACGGAUCGGGAUGAAUACGUUGUGAACAUCUUGGAAGGAGGCGAAGACCACUGCAAUAACACCGAUGAGCAGACAAUAUUGGAAACUGGUAAUACCAACAGCCAGGAAGAAAAAACACUGACAGAGGACCUGAGCAAUACCAUCGGCCAGGUGGAGCUCGAGGAGAGCGAUGAGUACAACUGUCAGCAUGAAAAUGAUGAGUCCUCAUCUGAAACUGGCAACAACAUUGGCCAGGAAUGCCCAGAGGAAGAUUAUCUGGGCAGUGACCUCCGGGAGGAAAAGGCUGAAGAGAUUGUUGAGUUAUGGCAAGAAGAAGAAAUAAAAGAAACGACCAUAGAAACCGAUGGAAAGGAGGGAUGGCAACAAGUGCAAAUAAGAAAAGUGGUAAUAGAAGUCAUCAAUGACCAGGGAGAGAAAGAACUACGCAUCCUUGAACACCGGGAGAUUCUCCGAAUGGUUAAAAUUCAAGUCAAUGCUGACUACAAUUAUGAGGCAUUUCAUUACCAUUCCUCUGAAAGCAACAUGCCAUAUGAUGGGCAAUGGGAGUCAUGAUCAGUUUUAGAUGAUGACUGAACAGUGACAUCAGCCAGAACGAGAACCUGGAAGACGAAUAUCUGGGAUCAUCAGCUGGCAUCAACUUCAGCCAGUAGGAGUACCCAGAAGAAGAAUAUCUGGGCAAUGACUUCAGUGAUGAAGAGAAUGGGGAAUUUGAGAAUCAAUUGCACCAAAAUCAAGAACUGUAGAUUGUCCAAAUGGGUGCUGGCCGCAGCCAGUAUUUAUGGGCAUCUGAAAGAACCUUCCAGUGUCAAGGAGGCUGGAGGCAUUAAAGAACUGAAGCUGGAGGUGUUAAAGAACUGAGGCUGGAGGUGUUAAAGAACUGAGGCAGCCAUCGGGGGGAGGGACGGGGGCAAAAGGGCCCAUUUGUCAUCUUUGGGCCCCAGUAUAACAUCAUGGUCCCCGAUGGUAGCCUAUAAGCAAGAAAUCAGAAGAUCAAAACAUCUAUUCUUUUGAGAUGAUGAAUAAACAUUUUGGCAAUUA